CCCUGCAAAUUAUGCCACAAGUGCUGCUUAAGGAUGUAUUACACAUGUACAUUUCUUUAAUCUGAUGUCUUGUUUUCAGUUUUAGGUGGAUGGUGUAGCUUCUGGGUGUCUAAAGCAGAUGUGUCCACCAAGAGUCUCAGCAGUGUACUUGGACCAGGAAAAUCUAAUGUGCUAUGUAUUUCUUUCCGUCCAGGAACGGUGGUUUAUUAAAGCCUCAUCAUAUGAGCAUUCCUCUGAAUAAACUUUUCACCUCAGAAUUCUUAAUAAAUUGUUUGAAUACUGUUGAGAACAUUGAUAUGGGAAUGAUGGGAAGAUUCAUGCCAUUUUUGCUUGGGAUGGAUAUGAUACCGUGUUGUUGCCUCUAACCCACUCUUUCUGUUUUGUGUCUUUGUCUUUCCCUGCCCUCCUCACUCCAGCUUGGCUCCACCUUUGUAAGGUACUAUCACAAUGCAGGUCUGAUCUGAUGAAACCACAACUAAUGCCGGUGCCUGCCUAUAAAGGGAAGAGAACACAGACUAUAAACUUGGGAUUUCUGGCCUCUUAUUGGUUGGGAUGAAAGACAGCAACCACAAUCUCUAACCUCAUCUCAGAACUGCCAGAGGAUAACUGUAGAAACUACUUGGAACGCUGCAAAGUCUGGCCACAGGGAUGGGCAGGAUGCGUUCCCAUGGUUUGGAAUGGAUAUCGGUGGAACGUUGGUUAAACUGGUCUACUUUGAACCUAAGGACAUUACUGCAGAGGAGGAACAGGAGGAGGUGGAAAACCUGAAAAGCAUUAGGAAAUACUUGACCUCCAAUACAGCCUAUGGUAAAACUGGCAUUCGUGAUGUCCACCUUGAACUGAAAAAUUUGACUAUGUGUGGACGCAAAGGAAACCUGCACUUCAUCCGCUUUCCCAGCUGUGCCAUGCACAGGUUCAUACAGAUGGGUAGUGAAAAGAACUUCUCCAGUUUGCACACUACGCUCUGUGCCACGGGAGGUGGAGCUUACAAGUUUGAGGAGGACUUUAGAACGAUUGCUGACCUACAGCUCCACAAACUGGAUGAAUUGGACUGUUUAAUCCAGGGCCUCCUUUUUGUUGAUUCUGUUGGUUUCAAUGGCCAACCAGAGUGCUAUUACUUUGAAAAUCCUACAGAUCCUGAACAGUGCCAGAAAAAGCCUUACUGCCUUGAUAAUCCAUAUCCUAUGCUGCUGGUUAACAUAGGCUCAGGGGUCAGCAUCCUAGCUGUGUAUUCUAAGGACAAUUACAAGAGAGUUACAGGAUCCAGUCUUGGAGGAGGAACGUUCCUGGGCCUGUGCUGUCUGCUCACUGGCUGCGAGACGUUUGAAGAAGCGCUAGAAAUGGCCGCGAAAGGAGACAGCACCAAUGUGGAUAAGCUGGUGAAAGAUAUUUAUGGAGGAGACUAUGAGCGGUUUGGCCUUCAGGGGUCUGCUGUAGCAUCAAGCUUUGGUCAUAUGAUGAGUAAAGAAAAGAGAGAUUCCAUCAGUAAAGAGGACUUGGCCAGAGCUACUUUGGUCACCAUCACCAACAACAUAGGGUCUAUUGCUCGCAUGUGUGCAUUGAAUGAGAACAUCGACAAGGUGGUAUUUGUGGGCAACUUUCUCAGAAUUAAUAUGAUUUCUAUGAAGGUGCUAGCAUAUGCUAUGGAUUAUUGGUCCAAAGGACAGCUGAAAGCUCUGUUUUUGGAACAUGAGGGUUAUUUUGGAGCUGUUGGGGCUCUUCUAGAAUUGCUUAAAAUGACAGAUGAUCAGUGAUGUCUGAAGAGCUUCCUACUGCAGAUGCUGCUGGAUAAGAAGUGAAAGCCACUACAAGGAUGGAAACAAAGCCAUUAUGGUAGUUCUACCUGCUGGAUUUGUAAAUAAUUUUAAAUCCUUUUAGCUAAUCUUUAACUUCUUGGGUUUUGACCUUAUAAUUCAGAAUUCAUACUGGGAAUUAUGAGGAUUUUUUUUCUGUACACUGUAUUUUUUAGAGGAAAAAAAUGUGCAAAGUGGCCAAACAUACAGAUUGUAUGGAUUUAUUUUAAAAAAUUGAUACUGUUUAAUGUAGGACCUGUGAUAUGAGGCAUCUGCUUUUCUUCUGGGGUUUACUGAUUAGUGUGGUAAUUUUAACUUCAUUUAGUAAUCACUCUAGGAGAUUUUUUAAUCUUAUUUUCAUGACGUUUCAUGAUUUGUUCUUGGUUUCAAAUGAAACUACAAAGCUGAUGCAUUUUACUGUGAAAACUAGUCAUUGAUUUUUUUUUUUUUACCUUUCCUUUCCUCAUUAGAUGAGACACUUUUUUAUUUAGCACCCCAAAAAAAUAAAUUUACAAGCCUUCUGUGGCUAAAUGUGUUUCUUGGCAGGACUAUGAGAAGGCUUGGCAGGGGUAGGGGGUUUAAGAUUGUAACUUUUUGGUAGUCGUGAAUUGCAACAGGAACAGACUGCCAACUGGUUUUGCAGGAUUAAUUCUUCUCUACAAUAAAAAUCUUAAACAAGAUGUGAACUAAAAGUUUAAUUGUUGAAUUAACACUAAAAUGAAAUCCUGUUUCUGUUGAAAAGCUCUGAUCUGAAGAGUUCUGUAGUAGAGAUAUUAUUUAUAUGGUACAUACUUGGCAUUACAUAGUAAAGGGAGAUUGUUUUCAUUUGUUUUUCUGUAGUCUGCAAGUUUUAACUUGUUCUUAAUUGAAAACAACUGAUAACUGCAUUAUUCAAAGCCCAGUUACUAAAAUUAGAAAAGUACUGACUAAUCUAUUUUCUGCUUUUAAGUUAAUGUGAACUUUUCCUCCAGGGCACUAAAAUUUGAAUGUUUACUCCAAUGCAGUAUUUUCUACCUUUUUUGAUUUGUGGACCUCUCUAGAUUUUUUUUUUCAAGUUGAAUUGAGACCCCUUUGAAAUCUGUGUACUUAGGUUGCUGCAGAGCAUGUGUAAACUUGCUUUUCUUAGACACCUUGAGGACUGAAGAGGCUGAAGAACAGUUUGUCUUGCAAGACUGUAUAUGAUGUCACAUAAUGUAAAGGAUCAUCAGAGGGACAGUAUAAAAUUCAGACACAUGUAUUAUCCAGUAUAUUUUUGGAAGGGGGGUUAUUUCACUUUUCUAAGUAAUUUUUUUCCGUAUCUCCCGAAUGCUGAAAAAAGGUGAUAUUAACUGAAGUGUUAACUUGUCUAAUGGAAAUAAAGACCACUACUGUUUUGACAGUUUUAAUGUA
This is a messenger RNA of Myiozetetes cayanensis, 3182 nucleotides long. RefSeq names its product pantothenate kinase 1 (gene PANK1). The record is from RefSeq and is a predicted model, not a curated record. The transcript is spliced from 8 exons. Lineage: Eukaryota; Metazoa; Chordata; Aves; Passeriformes; Tyrannidae. The coding region runs from base 678 to 1754 and encodes 358 amino acids. Gene Ontology annotation, molecular function: ATP binding; pantothenate kinase activity. Gene Ontology annotation, biological process: coenzyme A biosynthetic process. Gene Ontology annotation, cellular component: nucleus; cytosol.